AUGAAGUUAAUUAAAAUAUUUUAUUCAAUACUAUUAUUUUCAAUAAAUAUUGAUUCAUUUAAAAUUCUUAUAUUUGUCCCAAAUCUUGGAUAUAGUCAUUUAACUUUGAAUGGAAAGAUAGGUGAUAUACUUAGUAAUGCUGGGCAUGAUGUAACAAUAAUAAAAACUAAUUUGGAACGUAAUUUAUCAAUGAUUGUUAAAAAAAAUGUUAAUUUAAUUGAUAUUUCUGUUAAUGAAAGUAUUAGAGAAAUGGCAAAUUCUUUAAAAUUAUUUGAUAAUUUGUGGGAAUCUGAUAAUAACAUUAAAAAUUCAAUAAUAGCAACAAAAAAUUUUACUGAUUUAAUGUAUUAUUUGUGUGAAUUUAUGUUUGAUCAAGAUGAAUUAACAACAAAGAUAAGGAAUGAAAAAUAUGAUAUAAUGAUUUCUGAGUAUAUUAAUGUUUGUGGUAUUAUUUUAGGAAAACAUUAUAAUAUUGAUAAGUUUUUAUAUAUUUCUUCAAUGACAAACAAUGAAUUGAUAUAUGAUUAUUAUGGCUUAUUUUUUCCUUCUAGUUAUAUUCCAACAACAUUUUUAAAAGUUUCUCAUAAAAUGACAAUCUUUGAAAGAUGGUUUAAUUUUUUAUUCUAUUAUAGUGAAAAGUUUUUUUAUAAAACUUUUGUAAUUCCAAAAUUUGAAAACAUUUAUGAAAAAAAAAAUAACAAAUAUAUUUCUUUUGAUAAUUUAGCAAAAACAUCAGGUGGAAUAUUGAUAAAUACAUAUCCAUUCAUAGAUAAACCAACACCUAUAAAUUUAAAAACUUACUUUAUUGGUGGAAUAACUUUAAAUGAAAUAAAAAAUUUACCUAAAAAAUGGGAUGAUAUUUUGAAUCUUAGAAAAUAUAAUAUUUUAGUUUCAUUUGGUACAAUAGUAAAUGUUUCUAAUGCACCUUUAAAAACUAAAAAUGCAAUGCUUCGAGCAUUUGAAAGUUUUAAUAGUAUAACAUUUAUAUGGAAAUAUGAAGAAAGUCUUUCAACAUUACCAAUAAAUAUUCCAGAAAAUGUUGUAAUAAUAAAAUGGAUACCUCAAUAUGAAUUAUUAAAUGACGAUAGAAUAAAUAUUUUUAUAACACAUUGUGGUAUGAAUUCUAUAAUUGAAGCUACAUAUGUAGGUAAACCAAUUUUAUGUAUACCAUUUUUUGGUGAUCAAAUGAGAAAUUCUGGUUUAGUAUAUAGACUAGGUUUUUCUGAAUAUUUUGAUAAAAAAAGAUUAAGUAAUGAAAAUGAAUUGAAAGAUAUAAUAAAAAAAAUGAUUAAAAGUCAUAUUUAUCAAAUUAAAGCAAAUAGAGUAUCUAAACUUGCAAAAUAUUUUCCAUAUUCGCCAAAAGAUAUUGUUGUCAAAGUAAUUGAAUAUAUAGGAAAAAAUGGUAAUAUUAAUGAAUUAAAUUUAGAAGGUGGUGAUCUUUCAAUCAUAGAAUUUUUUAAUUUAGAUAUAUGUUUUAUAAUUUUUAUUAUCCUAAUAGCUAAAAUUCUUUUAAUACUUAAACUUCUUAAACUUAUUUUAAAUUAUUGUUUUCCAAAAAAAGAAAAAAUUGAAUAG
Molecule: messenger RNA, 1575 nt
Organism: Strongyloides ratti
Lineage: Eukaryota; Metazoa; Nematoda; Chromadorea; Rhabditida; Strongyloididae
Product: UDP-glucuronosyl/UDP-glucosyltransferase family-containing protein
Exons: 2
Coding region: 1-1575 (524 amino acids)
Molecular function (GO): UDP-glycosyltransferase activity
Source: RefSeq, a predicted model, not a curated record